Molecule: messenger RNA, 1852 nt
Organism: Boeremia exigua
Lineage: Eukaryota; Fungi; Ascomycota; Dothideomycetes; Pleosporales; Didymellaceae
Product: guanine deaminase
Exons: 1
Coding region: 280-1704 (474 amino acids)
Biological process (GO): guanine catabolic process
Cellular component (GO): cytosol
Molecular function (GO): guanine deaminase activity; zinc ion binding
Source: RefSeq, a predicted model, not a curated record
GAAGCACUAGCCGUCUCUAGCUCCACCAACCGGUCCCACCAUCUCCACGCCGCGGUUGUCCAGCAGCAUUGAUAAGGGCUGCGCAACCGUCGAUAUAUUGGGGGCUGUUUGGCUCUGCUUUCCUUUUGGUGACUGCUGAUUGCUGCUUGUCGUACGAUUAUACAGAUCUUGUCACACGCAAGACAGUGCUCAUAAGAUCGAUUCCACGUACCUGGUAUCUGGAUCUCCACAACAUAUUAUAGCAGCUGUAUCUCAAGUCUCGUCCUCACAUCAUCAAACAUGGCCGCAUCAGCAAGUGUGUCAAGAACGAUCUACAUCGGACCAUUCGUGCACAGCAAGUCUCUCACCGAGCUUGAGAUCUGCGAGAAUGGAGCGAUCGGUGUUGAUGAGAACGGCGUCAUUGCCUUUGUAGAGAAAGAGCUAGAUUUGGAGGCCGUUCAGUCAAAGCACUCCUGGCAAGAUGCCGCGUCUGUUCGUCUGAGCGGGAACUCGUUCUUCUUCCCUGGCUUCAUCGACACCCACACGCACGCCCCUCAGCACCCCAACACAGGUCUUUUUGGGAAAACGACGCUCCUGGACUGGCUGCAGACUUACACAUUCCCCAUGGAGUCUUCAUUCUCGGAUCUCAAGCGCGCGGAGGUCAUAUACCGCAACUUCGUCUCCCGGACGCUUUCCCACGGCACAACAACAGCCGCAUACUACGCCACAAUCCAUGUCCCCGCCACCAACCUCCUCGCUGACAUCUGUCUCGCGAGAGGGCAGAGAGCGCUGGUCGGCCGGGUCUGCAUGAACUCGGACCUAUCUCCCGAGUACUACCGCGACACCUCUGUCGCGCAAAGCGUUGCCGACUCCAAAGCCAGCAUCGACUACAUCCGCUCCAUCGACCCCGCCGGCGCCAUCGUGCGUCCCAUCGUCACCCCCCGCUUCGCCCCCUCCUGCACCACCGACUGCCUGACGUCCAUCGCCGAGCUCGCCCACGCCGAAGACACAUUCAUUCAAACCCACAUCUCGGAAAACAAGGGCGAAAUCGCGCUCGUCCAGCAGCUCUUCCCGGACAGCAAGAGCUACACCGACGUGUACGACACCCACAACCUCCUCACCCCGAAGACCAUCCUCGCGCACGCCGUGCACCUCGACGCGACCGAGCGCGCCACCAUCCGCGCCCGCGGCGCCGCAAUCGCCCACUGCCCCUGCAGCAACACCGCCAUCACCUCGGGCUGCGCGCCUGUCCGCGAGCUGCUCGACGAGGGCCACGUCGUCGGCCUCGGCACCGACGUCUCCGGCGGCUUCCACCCCAGCAUCCUCGAGAACGUGCGCCACGCGGUGUGGACGUCGCGGCAUCUCGCGCUGCAGAGCGCGCGCGGCGACGCCGUCAAGCUGAGUACCGAGGAGGCGUUGUAUCUGGCGACGCGCGGCGGCGCGGCGGUCGUCGGGCUGCAGGACCGCGUCGGCGGGUUCGACGUCGGGAUGGAGUUUGAUGCGCAGAUUGUGGAUUUGGGGGCUGUGCAGGACGGGGGGUGUCCGGAUGGGCGGUUCGAUGCAGGCCCGGUUGAUGUGUUUGGCUGGGAGAGCUGGGGGGAGCGCGUCGAGAAGUGGGUGUAUGCGGGCGAUGAUCGGAACACGACGGCGGUCUGGGUGAGGGGGCGGCUGGUGCAUUCGACGGGGAGGUAUAGGGAGAUGGGGAGUGAGGUCGCAACGCCGUAGUUGUUUUGUGAAGAGGUAUCCAUUUUCUCGAGUCACUUUCCACUCUGUUUGCAUUGCUGUACUUGAUAUAGAAAUUCAUAGACGUAGUCCCGAAAGCGAUGAACACAUUUUCAACGCACAGCAGAAUGAACGUGAUGAUGGCAAUCCC